AGAAGACACUCUCUAGGUGUCCCGCAUCCUCCUGAUCAUCAAGGCAUUCAGCAAACCUUUCAGAGGGUAUAAUGGAAAAAAAUGAAGAACCUCCUGCAGUUACUGAAGAUACCCCAGCGCCACCAUAUCCUGGUCCCCCUUUAGACCAUAAUGUGGUCAUCAAUCAGCCUGCACCCGAGGCUCAUCACAAUGACCAGGCAGUAUCUCAGCCUGUUACUCAGCAAUGUCCCCAGCCUGAUGCUCAGCAAUGUCCCCAGCCUGUUAGUGAGCAAUGUCCCCAGCCUGUUUCUCAGCAACAUCCCCAACCUGGUAAGACAUCAGCUCAACAGCCAGUUUUACAGUUUGUUACACAACAAAAUCAAAAUGCCCUGCCAGUGAACCAGAUAGUGGUGAUGCAACCGAUGCCCACUGAUGCUCCAGGGAGAAUGCUAUGUCCACACUGCCAGGUCAGUGUUGUGACCUCCACCGAAUACAAAGUGGGCAUACUCACCUGGACCAUUGUUGGAGUGCUGUGUAUUUUUGGGUGCUGGCCUUGCUGUUUGAUCCCUUUCUUUGUGCCGGCUUGCAAGGAUGUGGAACAUUCCUGCCCGUCAUGCAACAAUGUCCUGCACAUCUACAAACGCCGCUGAAACACAAUGUUGAAUCCCGCUGAUUAAGCAAUGUCUGCUGAACCUCUUUAAAGGUGGACUGUAAUACAUUUAUUAAGUUUUCCCAGAUAUCCUUUUACAAAUCAUAAAAAAAUUUACAUUAAUGUGGUUUUUGUAUAUUGAAUGGUGUUUAAUUUUUUAACAGAUUUGAUAUAGUAUAAUCAUUGAAUUCAUGAUCAGAGGAAUCUUUUUUUUUCUUCAAGCAAAACUUUGCUUAUUCCAAUGUUAUCAAAUGGCCUCGAUAUUGAUAACAAACACC
Messenger RNA from Fundulus heteroclitus (mummichog), 906 nucleotides. RefSeq names its product lipopolysaccharide-induced tumor necrosis factor-alpha factor homolog. Gene Ontology annotation, molecular function: zinc ion binding. Lineage: Eukaryota; Metazoa; Chordata; Actinopteri; Cyprinodontiformes; Fundulidae. The record is from RefSeq and is a predicted model, not a curated record. The transcript has 5 exons. Bases 72 to 629 code for a protein of 185 amino acids.